UAAAAAACUUUCUGCUGGGAUUAUGAAUCCAGAGGCCCCUGCCCUUUCAAGUAGAGAAGAAAACCGUUCUUGCAAACAGACCCUGCAAAUCUGGGUUUUCCGUUUGCUCAAAAUCAAGGGCUUAAUUGCGGAGCUCUACUACGCUGAAGCUGAUUGUAUGUUCUUUUGAUAAGGAUGAGUCGAUCCCAGGACGCUAUGGCCCUUAAGCGGAAACGACAAGAACCAAAUGCACAACAAACUAAGACACCUGAGAGUGUACUAUUAAGUCUUAUCAAAAGUAAAGGAGAUAUGGGAAUCUGGAAAGCAGACAUGAAACGAGAGACAAAUCUUCCUGAACCCGUGGUCAACAAAGCCCUCAAGAUACUCCAAGGCAGAAAUUUGAUAAAAGAGGUCGUUAAUGUCAAAAGCAAGGGGAGAAAACAUUACAUGGCUACUGAGUUCCAGCCCUCAAAGGAAGUCACCGGUGGUUCAUGGUAUGCGGAUGGUGUUCUUGAUGUAGAAUACAUUCGUGUUCUGAGAGAGUCAUGCUUAAGAAUCGUAAAGAAGUUGAAGGUUGCUACGACAGAAGGAAUAUCCGAGUUUAUCACUAGGAAUAAAAUCACCAAGGCUGAUUGCACAAGACAGCAAAUUGAAGAGAUACUGAGUUCUAUGGUUUUAGACAAUGAGAUUAUUGAGGUUAAGAGCACUGGAUUAGGGGAAUAUCAUAGAAUUCCUAUUGGAACUGACUGUUAUAGAGCUGCAAGCGGGAUAGGGCUGGCAAAAAUUGGCGCUAUGGCUUCAAUUCCAUGUGGCGUUUGUCCCCGGAUAAAUCAGUGCACACCCGAUGGCAUUAUCUCUCCGAAGACUUGUAUCUACUAUGAAAAUUGGUUGGAUAAGUUGGAUUUUUGAGUGUUUUUACUUUGUUUUGUUCGAAUGAUGAGCUUUAGUUCAGAUUUCCAACACAUAUGGGAAUUUUUCUUUUAAAAUUGUUUAUUUACGGUUUUUGUUUUUUA
This is a messenger RNA of Rhododendron vialii, 992 nucleotides long. RefSeq lists its product as uncharacterized. NCBI's taxonomy places the organism in Eukaryota, Viridiplantae, Streptophyta, Magnoliopsida, Ericales, Ericaceae. The record is from RefSeq and is a predicted model, not a curated record. The transcript is spliced from 2 exons. The coding region runs from base 175 to 888 and encodes 237 amino acids. Gene Ontology annotation, biological process: transcription by RNA polymerase III. Gene Ontology annotation, cellular component: RNA polymerase III complex.